Mangifera indica (mango) is the source of this 1918-nucleotide messenger RNA. Its product is annotated as UPF0481 protein At3g47200. The coding region runs from base 190 to 1737 and encodes 515 amino acids. The transcript has 2 exons. The record is from RefSeq and is a predicted model, not a curated record. NCBI's taxonomy places the organism in Eukaryota, Viridiplantae, Streptophyta, Magnoliopsida, Sapindales, Anacardiaceae.
GGACAUGCAGAGGUUCAUUACCAAUUUGGGGGUACACAAGACUAGGUACAAUUUGCGGUCGGCCGGUGGACACGUGCUUUUGCAGUUUGAGAGUUUCUCGGAAUAAAAAAUUGUGUUUACUUUAGGCUCCUUGGAUGGCAUGAAUCUGCUUUUCAUCCCCAAUCAUAUCUAUCUAUUUCAGAAGCAACAAUGGUGGCUGUGUUCAACAAAGAGCUCUUGAGUUGGUAUCUCAUCACCCUGAAGCUCAGAGAAACAGUAGAAUCUGGAAUUCCAAGAACCCCCCAUUCUAAUGGAUUGCUUGAAUUGCCAGAGCAAACACGGUCAGAAAGCCAGAAGAUUGUGAUCAAUGAAGAUGGUGAAGAAAACUCUGAAGAUGAGUGGGUCAUCUGUAUUAAAGAAAAACUUGAACAAGCCCAGCAAGAUGAUGAAAAAGGUUCAUGGGAGAAGUUGAGCAUAUACAAAGUGCCACAACACCUAAGAGAAGGAGAUGACAGAGCCUAUAUUCCCCAGAUGUUGUCCUUGGGGCCUUAUCACCAUGGCAAGAGACGUCUACACCAAAUGGAUCGCCAUAAGUGGCGGUCUCUUCACCAUGUGCUUAAGCGUACUAAUCGGGAUAUAAGGAUUUAUCUUGAUGCCACGAAAGAGCUCGAAGAAAAAGCUCGCGCUUGUUAUGAAGGGCCUAUCAGUCUUAGCAGCAAUGACUUUGUUGAAAUGUUGGUUCUUGAUGGAUGUUUUGUGCUUGAGCUAUUUAGAGGGGCUGCUGAGGGAUUCAGCCAACUGGGUUAUCCUCGCAAUGAUCCCAUCUUUGCUAUGCGUGGAUCUAUGCAUUCAAUUCAACGAGAUAUGAUUAUGUUAGAGAAUCAGCUUCCCCUUUUCAUACUUGAUCGAUUGCUUGGACUUCAAAUCGGUUAUGCUCAGCAGAAAGGCCUAGUUGCAAAGCUAGCACUUAGAUUCUUCGACCCAUUAAUGCCUACAGAUGAGCCGUUAACAAAAGGCGACAGAAGCAAAUUGGAGUCGUCGCUUGGAUAUACAAACACCUUUGAUCCUUUAUCAGAUCAAGGCGGCCUUCAUUGUCUUGAUGUUUUUCGAAGAAGCCUCUUGCGUGCAGGCCCUCAACCGAUACCCCCAAAGGCUUGGAUCAAAAGAUGGUCACAUGCUAAUCGAGUUGCAGAUAAAAGGAGGCAACAACUGAUACAUUGCGUUUCAGAGCUAAGAGAAGCUGGUGUCAAAUUCAGGAAAAGGAAGACUGAUCGGUUCUGGGACAUAAAAUUCAAGAAUGGGAUUCUGAGUAUUCCCAGGCUGUUCAUUCAUGAUGGAACAAAGUCACUUUUCCUGAAUCUCAUUGCAUUUGAGCAGUGUCAUCUUGAUUGCAGCAAUGACAUUACAUCGUAUGUUAUCUUCAUGGACAACUUAAUCAACUCUUCUGAGGAUGUAGGGUACCUCCAUUACCAUGGCAUUAUCGAACACUGGCUAGGUAGUGAUGCUGAAGUUGCCGAUCUCUUCAAUCGCCUCUGUCAAGAGGUUGUUUUCGAUAUCAAUGACAGCUAUCUUUCCAGGUUGUCGGAAGAUGUAAACCAAUAUUACAACCAUAGAUGGAAUGCGUGGCGUGCAAGUCUCAGACAUAACUACUUCAGCAAUCCCUGGGCAAUCAUCUCAUUUGUUGCUGCUGCUGUGCUGUUAUUGCUUACUUCUGCACAGACCUUCUACGGAAUUUAUGGUUAUUACAGGCCAUCUUGAAUUCCGCGACAGAAAUCCUCUAUAUUUGUUGUUCAGUUUGAAAAGAGUCUUUUGAUACCUGAAUGACUUCAGCUUUAUACCAAAUUCUUUUUUCCAUUCGUUGGGCAAAGGUUGCACAUUAUCUCGCCUACAGACCGACUGGUCCGAUCUAUUUGUAUCAGUUAUAAGUUUGCUUCACUCA